GCCUCUUCUCCGGCAGCCGGGGCGAGGUGGUGACUGUUGAGCCGCUGCCCGCCGCCGACCACCCCACCCACGCGCUCCACCAGCACAUGCUGGUCGCCAUGGCGACCAUGUCUAAGGUGAUCGUGGUCAGUGUGCGGCCGCAGCUGCGUGUGCUGUUCACCCACCCGCUGGAGGCCGGACCGUUGCACGUGCCGCUGCUCGACUGGCAGUUCGUCGUCAUCCGGGUCAGCAGCGGCGUUAACAUGGUCGACCCCGUGCUCACCUUCGCCAGGAAGUCUACUGUGUACUUCUACCAGGUGUGCUGUCCGGCGGAGCGGGUCAAGUUCGUGCCGCUGCAGUGGGUGGAGUUCCCGUUCUUCGUCCAGAACCUGCACUGGAUCAGCGCGCGCACGCUGGCGCUGAUCGACGGCCAGGAGAAACUGCACCUGUGGGACGUGCGCGGACAGCAGCAGCUCGAGACAUUGGAUCUCAGUUUUGUGAAAAUGGUCUAUUCCACAAGCUACUUCAAAGGGCUGGCAACGGGAGGAAACGUCAGCAAGGCAAUGGCUGUGGCCGGCGAGAAGGCCUGCUUUGAGUCGUGCGCCGUCUCCAGCGGCCAGCUGCUGCUGCUCGGCACGCGCGGCGUGCACGUGGUGACGCUGCGCACGUGGCUGGAGCGGCUGGAGUCGCACGUGCGCGCCGGCGAGUUCGCGGCGGCACUCCGGCUGGCGUGGGGCAUGUACACCGAGCAGAGUCCGGCGGCGACCGGCGCGCGCGCCGCCUCCGGUCGCCGACAGGCCAUCAUCAAGGAGCGGAUGCUGUCGCUGGUGGACGAGUGGCUGCUCUUCUGUCUGGCCGCCGACCAGCGGGAUCAGUCGCUGACCCAGGCCCUGCCCACCUGUGUGCAGUACCUGCUCGACCUGGACGAAAGUGCGGUGCUGUUCGGCCGUAUUGUGGGUCUGCUGGAGCCAGAACCGGCCGCGUAUCAGCUGUUGCUGGAGGCGCUGCUGCCGCACAUCGUGUCCGGCCGGCUGACGGCGCCGCCGCCGCUGCUCAUGCAGCAGCUGGUGACGCACCUGGAGCACCAGGACCAGCUGCAGGCGCUGGAGGAGUGUCUGGUGCGGGUGGAGCUCGGGUCGCUGGACAUACACCAGGUGCUGCCGCUGUGCUGGCGGCGCGGCCUCUACGACGCCAUCAUCCGGAUCCACACGGCCGGCAUGGGCGACUACCUGUCGCCGCUGCUCGAGCUGCUGGACCGCCUCAGUCAGCUGCUGACGGACGGCGCCCCUCUGAUGGACGGCCAGGCGCAGCUGGGCAACAAGCUGCUGGUGUACAUCUCGAGCUGCCUGGCGGGCCGCGGCUACCCAGCCGGCCAGAUCCCGGCCGAGCGCGUGCACGACGUCAAGCUGGCCGUGCUCAGUGCGCUCACGGCCGUCCACUCAAAGAACGCGGCCGACGCCGAGCCGCCCUACCCGCACCUCAGGACGCUGCUGACGUUCGACACCCGCGAGUUCCUGAACGUGCUGUCGCUGUCGUUUGAGGAGGAUGUGUUCACAUCGGAGCUGGGCAUGCGCCAGCGCCAACGCAUCGUCGACAUCCUGCUCACCCUGAUGGUGGACCGGGAGGAAUACUCGCCCUCGCAGCUGGGCUCCCUCUUCACCUUCAUCGCUCGCCAGAUGGCGCUGCCCAACAGCACCGUGUCCGUGUCGCGCGAUCUCUUCGAUAAGGUGGUGGACCACCUGACAGUGCCGGGCGACACGGCGCACCACGAGGAGCGUCAGCAGGCCCUCUGCGAGCUCAUCUCCACCGGCGUGCUGGAGCAUUACGACACCGAGCGGCUGGCACAACUGGCCGAAAAGGCCAAAUUCUACGCCAUCUGCCAGCUGCUGUACGAGCGGCGCGGCGAGCACGACCGCACGGCCGGUUGUAUGCUGCGGCACGCGGCCGGCCGCGGCGCACUGCACCGCUUCCUGGCCGACCGAGCGGCGGCCGACGCCUCCGUGGCGCUCAGCCUGCUGACGGAGCUGGUGGAGAUCGGCGUGGCGGCCACGGCCACGCUCUUCACCACCUGUCUGUCGCGACACCUGGAGGCGGCCGUCCAGACGCUGGCUCCGUGGCCUCAGCAGCAGUACCGCUUCCUCGGCGCCGUCCUGCAGCAGAGUUCCAGUGUGGUGCUGCCUGCCUCCGUGCACCGGCGGCAUCUGGACCUGAUGUGCCAGCUCGACCAGGACCAGGUGGUCCAGUUUCUCAGCAGCCAGGACAUGCUUGAUGUCGAACAGUACCUGCAGAUUUGUCAGAAGGCGGGCAACAAAGAGGGGGAGGCCUACCUGCUGGACCUGAAAGGCGACACGGUGGCCGCCUUGGGGGCUCUGGUGGACGGCCUGGACGGCCUCGGACAGUACUGGAUCUACACAAUCUCCUCCAGCUGA
Pollicipes pollicipes is the source of this 2408-nucleotide messenger RNA. RefSeq names its product vacuolar protein sorting-associated protein 8 homolog. The transcript is spliced from 18 exons. Lineage: Eukaryota; Metazoa; Arthropoda; Thecostraca; Pollicipedomorpha; Pollicipedidae. Gene Ontology annotation, biological process: protein targeting to vacuole; endosomal vesicle fusion. The record is from RefSeq and is a predicted model, not a curated record. The coding region runs from base 87 to 2408 and encodes 773 amino acids. Gene Ontology annotation, cellular component: late endosome; HOPS complex.